Molecule: messenger RNA, 1868 nt
Organism: Coniophora puteana RWD-64-598 SS2
Lineage: Eukaryota; Fungi; Basidiomycota; Agaricomycetes; Boletales; Coniophoraceae
Product: acetyl-CoA synthetase-like protein
Exons: 8
Coding region: 23-1735 (570 amino acids)
Biological process (GO): secondary metabolic process
Molecular function (GO): CoA-ligase activity
Source: RefSeq, a predicted model, not a curated record
GAGUUUUAAGGGUUGCCCCGCCAUGAGGAUCAUCAAGUCUCUCUACCCACCUCUCCCCCCAGUUCCGGAGCAGAACGUCCAUCACGUUCUCCUCAGUCGUCCAGACCAGGCUCAGUGGCCAGACUUCACGUUUCAAGUUGACGCCUACACAGGUUUGAAGCGCUCUUUCAGCGAGUUCAAGGGACGUGUCAUCGACGGUGCAACUGCACUCGCAAGCCCCGUCUCACAAGGCGGUUUGGGUCUUUCACCCGAGAACGGCGACCUCGUCGGCUUGCUUAGCGAGAACUGCCUUGACUACAUAACCCUUGCUCAUUCAUGUCUGGCGACUACCAUCCCGUUCUGCAUGUUCUCUUCGUACGGCACGCCCUAUGAGUUCCAGCAUACCUUCAAGCUCGGCGGCCCAACGUUGCUGUUCGUCAGUCCUAAAAUGCUCUCCCUUGCCCUAUCAUCCGGCAUUCCGAAAGAGAAAAUAUACGUUCUUGAGGGUUCAGUAGCGGGUUACACUAGUUUCCAAAACUUGCUCGAUCGCACGAGCAAGCUUCCUCGCGUGGCCGUGAAGCAGGCCAAGAAGGACACGCUCGCGUAUCUCGUCUUCUCUAGUGGCACAAGCGGACUUCCGAAAGCUGUGAUGAUCUCACAUGGUAACCUGAUCGACUCGUUAAUGCAGGUUUUCAUUUAUGCCGCUGAGGGAGCCAAGGUCGCACCGAUGCCAGAGUGGAAGAGCAAAACCGGUCUACAGACUAUUCUCAACCCACUGCCAUUCCAUCACACCUUCGGUUUGCACAUGUCCUCGUUCCGCGUGUUUUUCCUCCCCGUGACGGUCAUCGUGAUUUCGAAGUGGAACAUCGACACUUACUUCGACGCGAUUACCAAGUACAAAGCGACGACCCUCUACCUCGUUCCGUCGCUCGUACAUCAGAUUGUGCAUCAUCCACGCUUUGAGAAGACCGACUUCAGCACCGUGUCCCUCGUCCAUUCUGGUGCUGCAUACCUCCCUGCAGCACUUGCUGAACAGCUGCGCUCUCGCAUUUCUGGAGCCCCACGAGUCAGUGAGGGAUACGGCAUGUCCGAGACGACUAUUUCUGUAUCGAACAAGCCACAACCGGGUGCUCUGAACGGACGCGCGAAGAAUGUCCUAGGCUCAGCAGGUAUAUUGUUGCCAGGAGUGGAAGUACGUGUCAUCCGCGAGGAUGGGAGCGAUGCAGAUGUCAACGAGCCCGGUGAGCUGCUCGUGCGCUCAAAGUGCGUCGCCCUUGGGUAUUGGCGAAAUGAGGAGGCAACGAAGGCAACGUUCCGUGGCGACUGGCUUUACACCGGCGAUCGAUUCCGGAUUGAUGAAGAUGGUGUUCUUUUCUUCGAGGACAGAACCAAGGACAUCCUCAAGGUUUCUGGAAUGCAGGUUUCCCCUGUAGAAAUCGAAAACACGCUCAUGGCACAUCCAUCUCACCUUCUCAAAGACGCGGCCGUGGCUGGCGUGAGUGGUGGGCGGACCUCCGACGAAAAGAUACCGCGUGCAUGGGUUGUGCUGGACGCACCAGGACGCAAACUUGGGGCCGCAAAGGUGGUGGAGACCCUCGAUGCAUUCAUCAAGGAGAACUUGAGCAAGUACAAGUGGCUCCGUGGCGGCAUCGAGGUCGUUGAUGAGAUCCCGAAGAACCCAACGGGCAAGGUUCUCCGCCGAGUGCUCGUUGAGAAAUUUGAGCAGCAGAACAAAAUGCCAAAGCCGAAGCUGUAGACUUGACCCUUAGAUGUCUGCCCUUGAGCUCGCAGCUAGCUUGUUAUCUAUUGCAGAUUUUCUGGCUAUAGAUUCAUUAAGUUAUAGAUUAUAUUCGCUGUAUUCAUGUCAACCUAAUUAUUCGAUAUAUAUC